Messenger RNA from Solanum stenotomum, 1645 nucleotides. RefSeq names its product UDP-D-apiose/UDP-D-xylose synthase 2-like. The record is from RefSeq and is a predicted model, not a curated record. The transcript has 9 exons. The coding region runs from base 166 to 1326 and encodes 386 amino acids. Gene Ontology annotation, molecular function: carboxy-lyase activity. Lineage: Eukaryota; Viridiplantae; Streptophyta; Magnoliopsida; Solanales; Solanaceae.
AUGGAGCCACACACUCCCUCCUUUUACUUCCUUUAAAUACAUCCCCUCAAAUUAUUUCCUCUUCUUCACCGUCAUUUUUUCCAUUUUCCCUUCAGAGAAGCAACGAAUUUCUAUCUUUUAGAGUGAAAGUUAACGAAGAAGUAGCAGUUCUAGAGAAUUUUGGAAAUGGCAGGAAGGGUAGAUCUGGACGGAAAUACGAUUAAGCCGAUUACAAUAUGUAUGAUUGGUGCCGGAGGUUUUAUUGGCUCGCAUCUAUGUGAGAAAUUGAUGUCGGAGACGCCGCACAAGGUGCUCGCCGUCGAUGUUAGCAAUGACAAGAUCAAGCAUCUCCUCGAACCGGCUACUCUCGCCUGGGCUGAUCGUAUUGAGUUCCACCGUAUCAACAUUAAGAACGAUUCUCGUCUUGAAGGCCUUAUCAAGAUGGCAGAUCUGACCAUCAAUCUUGCUGCGAUCUGCACUCCAGCUGAUUACAACACUCGUCCACUUGAUACUAUUUACAGCAACUUCAUUGAUGCUCUUCCAGUGGUGAAGUACUGCUCAGAAAAUGGAAAGCGUCUUAUUCACUUUUCCACCUGUGAAAUUUAUGGGAAAACAAUAGGAGCCUUUUUACCCAAAGACAGCCCACUGCGGCAGGAUCCUGCAUACUAUGUGCUUAAGGAAGACACCUCCCCUUGCAUUUUUGGACCUAUUGAGAAGCAGAGGUGGUCAUAUGCCUGUGCAAAGCAAUUGAUUGAGAGGUUGAUAUAUGCUGAGGGUGCUGAGAAUGGUUUAGAAUUCACAAUUGUAAGGCCGUUCAAUUGGAUUGGUCCCAGGAUGGAUUUCAUUCCGGGCAUUGAUGGUCCUAGUGAAGGUGUUCCAAGAGUGUUAGCUUGCUUUAGUAAUAACCUCUUAAGACGUGAACCACUGAAAUUAGUUGAUGGUGGGGAAUCACAGAGAACUUUUAUAUAUAUCAAGGAUGCUAUUGAAGCUGUUCUCUUGAUGAUUGAAAAUCCUGCGAGGGCCAAUGGUCAUAUUUUUAAUGUGGGCAAUCCUAACAAUGAAGUUACUGUGCGACAGCUAGCUGAAAUGAUGACUAAGGUCUAUUCGAAGGUGAGUGGAGAAUCUUCUCUUGAAACGCCUACCAUUGAUGUAAGUUCCAAAGAAUUUUAUGGAGAAGGGUAUGAUGACAGUGACAAGAGAAUUCCGGAUAUGACUAUAAUCAACAAACAGCUUGCUUGGAACCCGAAAACAUCCCUAUGGGACUUGCUUGAAUCAACACUCACCUACCAACACAGGACAUAUGCUGAGGCUAUCAAGCAGGCCAUGUCAAAGUCAACUGCAAAUUGAGGGAAGGUGGAGCAGUUGCCUCAUAUACGUUUAACUUCUUUUUGCCACUCACAUUUUGAAAAUCUAUAAUAGCUGAUGGUUGUAAGCAUCAUGUAUCCUAUGUUGUAAGUCGUGACAGCAGUCAUUAGGGAAUUGUGUCAUAGGUUGAUGUAAUGUUGUUACUAGAGAGACUUGCUAACAACAGUUAUCAGGCACUAAAAUGAAGGAAAGCCUGUAGUAAUGUCCUUUUAGUAUUGUGUUGUUCAUUCUUUUGAUUCUUCUGUAUGAGAAAGCAUCUUGUAUAAUUUUUUAGACCUGCUGUCUCCGGUAGUCAUUUGUU